Molecule: messenger RNA, 525 nt
Organism: Thelazia callipaeda (thelaziosis nematode)
Lineage: Eukaryota; Metazoa; Nematoda; Chromadorea; Rhabditida; Thelaziidae
Source: the annotation of a GenBank genome assembly
AUGGAAGAAUUGCACCAAUCAGCAUUUCGAUAUAGACGAAAAUUACCUUCAAUUAUCAGUGCUGCUCGAUUGCUUAGACUACGUUCGGGUCUGCUAGAAGGAGAUAUGUUAUUUAAUGCAGAAGGAAUAUAUGAGAGGAAGCCACAUCGUAUAAGUCCAUUUUCACUUGAAGCUCGUGUUCCUUUACCCAGCGAAAUCGACGAAAAUAGUUAUGGCACAACGGUAUGGAAAAGAAACGAAAGAGAACGUCUACGUGUUCGUUGUGUGAACGAAGCAUACCAGAACUUGCGUGACCAUUUGCCACUUACAGAAAGCGAACGUCGUAUAAGUAAAGUGGAUACUUUGCGUUUAGCGAUUCGAUAUAUACAUCAUUUGGACUCUUUGUUACAAGAUUAUGAUCACUGGAGUAAAUGUGAUUGUUUCACCACAUUUCAGACGGAAUCUGAAGAACGAGCAGAGCGUUUACGUGUAGUAGACCGUAAAAAAGAAUCAGUAGAUAUGAUGAUGAUAUGCCCAACUCCAUAA